Molecule: messenger RNA, 663 nt
Organism: Fulvia fulva
Lineage: Eukaryota; Fungi; Ascomycota; Dothideomycetes; Mycosphaerellales; Mycosphaerellaceae
Product: Apolipoprotein D
Exons: 3
Coding region: 1-663 (220 amino acids)
Source: RefSeq, a predicted model, not a curated record
AUGCUCACCACCGCAAUACUGUUCCUCGCCUCCUCGGCAGGCCUGGCAUCAGCCGACUUCCUGAACAAGCGACAAUCUACGAAUGGAACGACUCAAGCAGCAGUGGUUGAUGCUACAUACGACGGGCAGUGCUUCUACCCCAAACCCACCGACAACUUCGACCUCACUAGCUACCUGGGACGCUGGUACCAAGUCGCCGGCACAAUUGCUCCCUUUACCGCCAACUGCAAAUGCAUUCGCGCCGACUACGCCCUAAACGACAACGGCACUGUGAAUGUCCAAAACGCCUGCGAAGCCCAAGGCCAAGUCGUCAACAUCGAAGGCACAGCAACCCCCGUCUCGCAAUAUGCCGGUUACGGCCACGUAGGUGUGCUACGAGUGCAGUUCCCAGGCCAGCCAGCGCCGGACUGUCCAGGACCGAAUUACAUCGUUCAGGACAUUGGAAGUGGAAGUGCGAACGACGAUUGCCAUGACAUUGAUGCUGCGAGGGAUGAUUCUUUUGCGAUUGUGCAGGCUAGCAAUUUUUCGACGUUGUUUGUGCUGAGCAGGAUGCAAGCGCCAGGCAAUGCAAGCAUUGAGGCGUGGUUGAAGAGAGCGGAGAGGUUGGGGAGUGAUUUGAGUAAUGUUGUGGUUACGGAUCAGAGUGGGUGUCAGUCCUCGUAA